Molecule: messenger RNA, 761 nt
Organism: Striga asiatica
Lineage: Eukaryota; Viridiplantae; Streptophyta; Magnoliopsida; Lamiales; Orobanchaceae
Source: the annotation of a GenBank genome assembly
CUCUCUCUCUCUCUCUCUCAGUAAUGGAAAAUUUUGGUGAUGAAUACAGAAACUACUGGGAAACCAAUAAGUUCCUACAAUCAGAGAAGCUUGACAGUUGCUACCUAGACGAGGCCGCCAUAUCAGCUGCCGGAUAUUACGACUCGAGCUCGCCGGACGGAAUUCAAUCAAAGAACAUAGCCUCAGAAAGAAUGAGGAGAAAAAAGUUGAAUGAUAAGCUCUAUGCACUAAGAUCUGUGGUCCCAAACAUUACCAAGAUGGACAAGGCAUCAAUCAUUAGAGAUGCAAUUAGCUACAUCCAAUCACUACACAAUGAGGAGAAAUUUAUUCAGGCUGAGAUAUCUGAGUUGGAAUCUUAUGAACUCAAUAAUUGGUCUAAUGAGAGUCCAAUUAAUAAGAGAACAAGAUUUGACAAUAUAAAUUGCUCUAAUUCUGCUUCCUCGGGAUUGGUCAUGCCAUCUCCUAUUGAACUUCUUGAGUUAAGGGUGGUGAACAUGGGGGACAGGAUAAUAGUGGUGAGCUUGACCUGUGGUAAAAGGGCAGACACAAUGGUGAGGCUAUGUGAGAUGUUUGAAUCUUUGAACCUCAAAAUCAUUACUGCCAAUAUCAAUACUUUUUCUGAAAAGCUUUCAAAGACUGUUUUCAUCAAGGCUGAUGAGGAGGAGAAAGAUGUGUUGAGAUUGAAGAUAGAAAAUGCAAUAGCAUCUAUGAAUGGCCCAGCCAGCCCUAUGAGCAUAUAAUCAAUUAAGCAAUCAGUUGUU